Salvia miltiorrhiza (redroot sage) is the source of this 1243-nucleotide messenger RNA. RefSeq lists its product as uncharacterized. The record is from RefSeq and is a predicted model, not a curated record. The transcript is spliced from 4 exons. The coding region runs from base 1 to 1176 and encodes 391 amino acids. Lineage: Eukaryota; Viridiplantae; Streptophyta; Magnoliopsida; Lamiales; Lamiaceae.
AUGAUAGUGGAUGCUGCAGGCUGGGACUUCCUCACGCUAUUGCAGAAAUACACGGUUGAGUUCCGCCGCGCCGGCAGCCUCCGUGCGCCGGCGGCGGCUGAGCCACCUGCUGCAAAUCAUGACCUCAGCUCCUCCAAUUUUACUUCCACCGACUCCGAGCUGAGCUCGUACGAAGCGGCGUGCUGCUCCGACCCCGACCUCCAAAACUUCGACUCGAAGCUCCAGAUCCGCACAAGCCGCGCCAUCAACUCCAUCUCCGUGGUCCUCGACGUCCGCUCCCUCCCCCUCGACUCCCUCCGCGAAGUCACCGAAUACCUCCUCGAGAUGAACCAGGAGGUCGUCACAAUCACCCUCCAAAACAAGCGCGACAUUUGGAAAGACGACGAAUUCUCCGACCUCGUCGUCUUCGAGAAUUGCCUCCUCACCUUGGAUUUCUGCACCACCCUCGAUUCGUGCCUCAAACGCGCCGCGCGCAUCGAAUCCAUCGUCAAAGUCGCCCUCCGCAAAUUCGACGACGACCGAGCAAAUGCGGGGAGGAAUUACUCGAGAUGUCAAACACUCAUCUUCACACCAUUUUCACACCUCAAAUUCUACAAGGCGUUUCCGAAACCCUCGCUGCUGAAAGAUUACUUGAUGGACGACAUGAGCUCCUGCUCGUCCAACGGCUUCAAAUCGUUCCCGAGAAGGCAAUGCUGCCCCAGCACCGUCCGAUUCCUCGUCGAGAUCGACCUCAACCAGCAGAAGAAAUAUUUCAUUAGAAAUAUCUCAACCAAAUCCGCCGCCUCCGCGUUUCACAGAUUCAUCGCCGCCGUCAAACGCCUCCCCUUCGGCUCCUCGUCGGAGAAGAAGCCGAUCCUACCGCGCAACCUGUCAAGGAAAAUCAUCAGGAAAAGUAUUUUCUGGAAGAGGAAAUCCAGCUACAAGGAGAUCCAACGGCUAAAAUCCUUCGACGACGACCGAGCAAAUGCGGGGAGGAAUUACUCGAGAACUCUGGCGUUGAUGAUGGAGAGGCUGCAGGCGAAGAAGCAAAACCUAGACAGAAAAUUGGGGAAAUUGCAGGCGUGGAGGAAGGUCUCAAGUUUGACGGCGGACGAGAGAACGGAAGCAGAUUUUUUGAUAGAGGCGUCGCGGUGGUGGUGGCUGUGCGGCGCUGCCGCUGCGAUUGCCGGAGAUUGAAUGGCGGCAGCGCGGCGAGAGGAGAAGGAGAGGGAGGGAGAGAGAGAGAGAGUUCAGCGAGAGAGAG